AUGGACAACGUCUCGCUUUCCAACACCACAGUGAAGAUCUGCAACAUGAGGGAAGCGUCGUUUCUGCUGCCGGUCUGCACCAUUCUGGCCAUCGUCACUUUGGUAACUCUGUGCGGAAAUGUUCUCGUAAUUAUUUCCAUCGCGUAUUUCCGGCAGCUCCACACCUUAACCAACUACCUGGUCCUCUCCCUGGCUGUGUCCGAUCUCCUCAUCGGCAUCAUGGUUUUACCCUUCGUCAUUUUUUUAUUCGUGACGCCCUGUUCGCCUCUUCACGACGUUCUCUGCAGAGUGCGCGGGUUCUUCGAUAUGCUGCUUUGCUUGGCGUCCAUCCUGAAUCUGUUCUGCAUCUGCAUCGAGCGCUACUACGCCGUUUGCCAGCCGCUGAGCUACCAAACCAAAAUCAACUCCCGCAUCAUCUUGGGUAUGAUUUUCAUGGUGUGGAGCCUGUCGAGCGUGUUGUCUUUUGUGCUAACGUUUGGCGGGAACAAGUCAAAAGAACGUUGUGCCAUUGUCCAGAUUUUGAAGCUGUCCGUCAUAGCGGCCGUCAUCGCGUUUCACAUCCCCUUCGUGGUCAUGUUCACGCUGUACAUGAAGAUUCUGCUGGUGGUGCGGAGGCAAGCGCGCAGCAUCCACACCGCCAGCUUAUCGGACGGGGUUAGCAAAGCGGAGAGGAGGGCCACGUUGAUGCUGGCCAUGGUGAUCGGUGUGUUUUUCAUUUGCUGGGCCCCGGUUUCCAUCUGCGCCACGUACCAGCCCUUCAACCACUUCUCCCUGCCCCUCAAGGUGAUGGAGAUCUUUAAGUUCUUGGCCUGGUUAAACUCCAUGCUGAAUCCGUUCAUCUACGCGUACUCCCACAGCUUGUUCAGGUCCGCCUUCAGGUUCAUCCUCAUGGGGAAGAUCUACACCAAGAUCGGACCGAACGCUAGACUUCAGUGA
This is a messenger RNA of Boleophthalmus pectinirostris (great blue-spotted mudskipper), 936 nucleotides long. Its product is annotated as trace amine-associated receptor 1-like. Bases 1 to 936 code for a protein of 311 amino acids. The transcript has a single exon. The record is from RefSeq and is a predicted model, not a curated record. Gene Ontology annotation, molecular function: G protein-coupled receptor activity. Gene Ontology annotation, biological process: adenylate cyclase-activating adrenergic receptor signaling pathway. Gene Ontology annotation, cellular component: membrane. NCBI's taxonomy places the organism in Eukaryota, Metazoa, Chordata, Actinopteri, Gobiiformes, Gobiidae.